Rotaria socialis is the source of this 1116-nucleotide messenger RNA. Lineage: Eukaryota; Metazoa; Rotifera; Eurotatoria; Philodinida; Philodinidae. The record is from the annotation of a GenBank genome assembly.
AUGGCCAAUGACGGACGACCAAGUGUAUCGAAUGAAAAAAGAGAAGUUGAUUAUGCAAAAUUAUGGCGAGACUUACAAAUAGAUUUUCACCUUGAAGGUUUGAAAUUUCCAGACAACAAAAUCUAUGGGAGAAUUAAUAUUAUACCAGCAUCAUCUCGUAAGCUUAUACAAAAAUUUGUGUUAGUUGUGAAUGAUGAAAUAAAUCGAAUUGACUUUGAACCUCACAUUGAACAUCUAGCAGCCUCAGGUUUCAAUACAAAGAAAAAACACCCAUGGGCUUAUAUUGAAGCGAUACCAAACAAUUCAAAAUGGCCAGAACAAGUUAAAAAAUCAAAUACUUGUAGCUUUCAUUUUACUGGUGAAGUAUUUGCAUUAAAUCCUACCAUAGGUUUCAGUUUGUCAGAUGAUAAGCAAAAUCUGAAACCAAAUCUUACUAUUAAGUGGUAUCAUAUUGGAGAUAAAGUUGCUCAACGAUAUGUUAUCUGUUUGGAUGAUUUAGAAGUUCGACAUAUACGUCAAAAGGAAAUCGAAGAUGUAUUCAAUAUCAGUAUUAGUGGUUUCGAAUGUGGCGAUGAACAUACUCUUCAGCUAGCAGCACGACUUAAUAAUCGUAAAGAAACAUAUCGAUCAGAUCCUUUACACUUCAUCGUACCUAAUAAAGAACUCAUUGGUAAUGAUGAUGUUGAAUUUAUCACUGUAUCCGACGACUUACCUCCAUCAAAUUUGCCUGGUAAUGAUUACAUAUACAUAUGUAUAUUCAUUGUUAUUUCUUUUUGUUACAUGUCCAACAAUGUAAUUUUAGUCAUUGUUGGUAUAAACGCCGAUGAACCAGUACCAGAUAUCAAUCAUAAAUACAAAGAAAACGACAACAUCACAAUUUUGUGUAAAAACCAUAAAAAAUUAUUAGCAAAAUUAACAGAGAACAUCAAUCGUAGGGACAACUGCACGUGCUGCAGUCAAUUACCACAUAAGAUAUUUCCUGGAGUAGAACAUUAUUUUGAAAAUACGAAAAAUAGAAAUUCAUUUAGUAAAGACAAUAGAACCAUAUCUUCGAAAGAGAACACUAAAGAAGAAGAAGAUGAUGAUGAUGAUGAUGUUAUUACACUGAAUAAUUAA